CGCGUUUCCAUGGAGGGCAAGGACGAAUGGGUACCUGUCGACAUAGAUGCCGACAAGAAGGAGGAGGGCACGGAGGUAAAGUCACCUUCGGCGGCAGCGAGCUCCGGACCUACGACCCAGGUCAAGCGGGAGUUCGUCUUCAAUGGUCAGAAGAUGGAGUAUGUCACCUCGGAGGGCAAGGUCAAGGAGAGAGAUCCGGGCAACACGCACCAGGGUCGCAAGAAGGAGAAGCAGAUGGAGCUGGACCCGGCGUUCGCACUGCAGGUGGACCCGCGCGACCCGAGGACCACACGGGGACCGUGCGGCAAGACGCAUCGCAAGUACUUCACGGUCAACAACCAGUGGGGCCAGACCAGGACAUGCUAUCGGUGCGGGCUGAGGUUGCUCUACGUCCCGACGGCGAAGGCGCCGAUGACGAACCUCAGCAUGCAGCAUCCGAAGUUGGUGGAGUCCGGCCUGGAGUUGGUGCGGCACUGCAACCUGUGGGAGACGGCCAAUCACGAGCAAGUGACUGCGAUGAUCAACAUCGCCACCUCUCUUCGGAGGCUUCCCGGGACCGAGAUCCGCCACGCGCCGGACGCGCUGCUGGAGAUGUUGGGGGCAGCGAAUCCCAGGCAGCUUCUGGCGGCCGGACGUCGGAAGUCACUACUCGCAGGACUGGCUUUGGCCAUGACCGUGGGUACGAUCACCGAGGCGGUGGAGAUCUGCUGCCAUCCCAACAGCAUGCUGACCGACGAGUGCACCAACAUCGGCCUCAGCAUGGAGCGGAUCAGCAUCGAGAACGGUUACAACCUCAGCACGAAGGCGGGGUUCGAGGCCGCUAGCAAGAAGCUGGACGAGGUGAUGCCGAAGCGGGCUUGGAUAUCGCUACCAUGCACGCUAUGGACUUCGCUUACGAACUUCAACUACAAGACCCCAGAGGCACGUGCACGCCUAGAGAAAGACCGACUUCGUGACCGACGACGUGUGAAGUAUGGAGUUCUCCUGAUGCUAAAGAUUGUUGACAACGGAGGAGAGGUCUACUUCGAGUGGCCUCACAGGUGUCAAGGCUGGAAGAUUCCCGAGCUCAAUUUUCUUCGUAUGGAAUUGAGGCGUCGGGGACGACACGUCUUCGAAGAUCGGAUCGACGGGUGCAUGUACGGCCUCAGGGACUACAACACUAACGAGCUCGUCGAGAAGGGCUGGAGGAUCAUGACCACCGACCCGGAGUUCUCCAAGGUCGCGACCGUGUGUGACCACUCACACGGUCACCGAGUCAUCAGCGGGAAGCUGCACACUGCAGCCACGGCCUACUACCCGCAGGCGAUGUGCAAGGCAAUCGCCCGGCUAUGGCAUGCUCAACUCCGGACCCCAAUCGACCUCAACAUGGCCCUGGAGAACCCUGCUGUCCUCGACCUCGAGAAUGCCUACCUGAUGGAGCGGGACACCGGGAGCAUCUACGUCGCUGAGCCCACGGAUCUCGAAAGGGAACAGGUUCGAGCAAUGUUGAGCAAGAUACACAAGGCUGCAGGGCAUCCAGGUAACGAGCACUUGGCUUACUGGUGCAAGAAGCGACAGUGUCCACGCUGGAUCAUCGAAGAAGCGAUCAACCUUCGCUGCGAGGCAUGCGACUUAGUCAAGCACGGCGUUACCCACAAGGUCAAGGCGAGCCUCGACAUCCCCAUGGCACCUUGGCAGGCAGCCGUCAUGGACGUUUCCGACCUGACGUUCCCGGACUUGAAUGUGAAGGCCAGGUUUCUCCUCAUCGCAGAGGUCGCCACCGGCCUGAUGUGCGGGGACAUCACUGCGAAGAUCGGCCUCAAGGAUAAGGGCACAGAUUCGUCAGCUACGCUGUUCACGACGUUUGCCAGAGCCUACCUUCAACGCUAUCCCAAGCCAAGGUGGGUUUUCGUCGAUCCUCAGACCUCUUUUGUGGGUGGCGAGUUUAAAGACAACUGCCAGUUGGCCGGCAUCGGCGUCUCAGCGAAACCAGGGGGAGCACAUUGGAUGGCUGGCGACAUCGAGCGCCGCAUCUCGACCGUCAAGCAGGUAAUGAGGAAGCUUCGCCUACAAUGCCCCAAGCUGAGUCCCGAGACCGUGUUUUACAUCUCGAUUGCGGCGGCCAACAACAUGGACAACAUCAAGGGCUACACGCCGAUGCAGUGGGCUUUCGGGUUCUCUCCCACCGAGGACCCUAUCUUGGCGCAUAACGCAGCUACUGGCAAGUUGAAGUCCGACUUCUUCGAGAUCGAGCGGGUACGAGCGGACGCAGAGGCGACUUACCUUAAGGAGAAGGCGUCCAGGAAGAUCUCAGAGCUGAAGAACUCAGCCCCACGACCUCGACAUGAAUAUAAACGAGGCGACUGGGUCUGUGUCUGGCGGUCGUACGCUGCGACAGGGAAGCGAAAGCUUUCCGGACAGGAUUUCUUCACGGACGGCUUGUUCAUCGGACCGGGCAGGGUCUUGUUCUCCGAGCCAGCGGUCCAGACAGGCAACAAGGACGGUGUGAUCUGGGUCAUCAUGGGCAACCGAUGCUGGCGCUGCGCAGCUGAGCAACUGCGGCCAGCCACGCAGUCGGAGAUCGUCCAGAUCAACCUGAAGAAGGACGACAUCCUCAACAGUCCGCUCGAGGAUGUCUGGAGGCACCUCCAGGAUUUUGACGACAUAGCCGGGGAGCCUUACCCAACGGCAGAUGACAUGAGGAUGCUACCACGUCAACCUCUUGAAGGCAUGCCGAGGGUGAUCGAGAAUCCCGAUGUGGCCGUGGAACCCCACGACGUCACGGAGGCAGAUGACGACCAGGAGGUAGACGAGGCGGCGAGCGACCAUGUGGAAGCCAGCGAGACCGACAUUAUCAACUUCGUGCAGGAUCCGAAUAACGAGGCCGAGAUGGACCUGAUGAAGAUCGAGAUCGAGGCGGACCUUGAGGAGUUCUGCUUCGAUGCGAGCGCGUACCUGGAGAAGCAGCUGAACCGCGUGGCCAACAACACGGUCAAGAAGGGCGUGGAGGUUUCGUUUGGCCGCCUGAGCCCCGAGGAGAAGCCGCUGUUCCAAGAGGCAAUGGCACGGGAGCUGGCGGAACAUCUGGAAGUACCGACAGUCCGGGCUGCAUCUGCUUACGCUGACUACAAUCAUGGAAAAGAUAUUCCAGCGGACAAGCUGAUCAAGAUGAGGUGGCUACUGACCUGGAAGCCUCUGACGCCACCUGAACCACCGGACAAGUCGGACCCACACCCCGUGAGCACGCCGGACGGGAAGUUCAAGGCGAAGGCCCGUAUCAUUCUGUUGGGCUUCUCACAUCCGGACCUUGUCAGUCGCGACAAGUUCGGAGAUCGGGACCAGGACGGCACCGUGUGCGGGGUCAUCGGCUCGCACGUGGACGACUUUGGCAUCGCAGGCGACAGCGACAACAAGUUCUACCUCGACAUGAAGAACAUGCUGAAGGAGAUGCUGCGGUGGUCUCCAUGGCGAAGCACGCCGUGCAUGUGGGCAGGCAUGUGGAUCACCCAGGAGCCGUCGGGCAAGAUCCAUGCCAGCCAGGAGGAGUUCUGUCACCAGCUCCUCGAGAUCAGGGUUGAGUCCGGCAAGUAUCUCUCGAAGGAUGACAAGCUCAAACCGGAGGACGUCACCCAGUUCAGGGCAGGCCUGAUGAAAUGCCAGUGGAGAGCGACACAGACAGCACCACAGUUCUCAUGUCGGGUGUCACUGUUGGCUCAGCGGGUGAACGAGGCGACGUUCGGGGACCUGAAGGACACGAACGCCCUCAUACGCGAUGUGAAGCGGACCGCUCGUGACUCAUUGGUGUUCCACAACUUCAAUAGCAACUGCGGCGGCAAGCUGAAGUGGGACGACCUAGUGAUUGUGACGUGGGUCGACGCAAGCAGGCUACUCCAACGAGGGGGCUACAUCGUGGCGUUCACCACGGCCGAGAUUCUCAAGCAGAAGGAAUGUGCAGUAUCUAUCGCCGACUGGAGAUCGUACAAGCUCAAGCGCACCGGCAUCGGCACCAACGGCUGCGAGGGCCAGGCUCUGUACGACGGAGAGAACGCCGCGUACCUGAUGCGCAUGCUGUGGUCAGUCAUGCACGGAGUUCCAGUCACCGCGCACACUCAGGAGGAGGUGGCGCAAUCCAUGACUUCGGUGCUGGUGAUCGACAGUCGGGGAGUUUAUGACUCAGUUCACAACAAGGAGAGCUUCGGCAUAGGCCUGAGCGACGCGAGGACCGGCGUGGAGGUUUUGCAUGUGAAGGCGAACUGCGGGCCCGAGAAGAACCAGCACCAGGUCUGGGUACCCUCGGACCUCAACCUCACCGACGGCCUCACGAAGGACAGCCCCGAGGCAAGGAAGCCUCUGGCUCUGUGGCUUGCACGGCGCACCUGGAUCAUCAGGUACGACGAGGAUUUCAUGUCAGCCAGGAAACGACAGCGAGCCAACAAGCUCGCUCAGGACAAGCCGCAGCCGCCUACGGACGCUGAAGCCGAGGCCGCCGACGCUUUAGCUUUUCUCGACCUAUCUUGA
Molecule: messenger RNA, 4497 nt
Organism: Prorocentrum cordatum
Lineage: Eukaryota; Dinophyceae; Prorocentrales; Prorocentraceae
Source: the annotation of a GenBank genome assembly